Zychaea mexicana is the source of this 739-nucleotide messenger RNA. RefSeq lists its product as uncharacterized. The record is from RefSeq and is a predicted model, not a curated record. NCBI's taxonomy places the organism in Eukaryota, Fungi, Mucoromycota, Mucoromycetes, Mucorales, Lichtheimiaceae. The coding region runs from base 51 to 419 and encodes 122 amino acids. The transcript has 2 exons.
CUUCUUUUCCCUGCUACAAAACACAAAAACACGAACACUACGAAAACAGCAUGUUGGUCGUACCUGACGAAAGCAAUUUCAUCAAUCAAUAUCUCAAUGAACUUUCUUCCCGCUCGGUGCGAUUCGGCCAAGAUUAUACCUCGCGACAGCUCCCUAAACCUUUAAAGAUUAAGAGAUCACCUUUAACGCCAUCUCAGCCUACCACAACUGGUAUGAAUAUGAAAGAGGGGGGAGAAGUGAGGAGACCAGGCGAUGAAAGGCGGGAGAGAGAAAAGAGGGAGUACGAGGAGGGAAGGUGUGAGGUGGGUGGGGAGAGACACAGAGACAGAGAGAAUAAGUUUAAAGUAGUUGGGGUUAACCAAGGGCAAAUACUAAUAUUCCAAGGGGUUGGGCGCGGGUUUUCCUUUAGAUGCUUCUAACGAGCAAACGAUUAACCUGACCAUCAAGAUUCUCAAGCCAGCAUCACAGUUGACGAUUAGUGGCAUUUCUUUAAACGACACUAUUGAAGAUCUCAAGGAACGUAUACACAAGCAGAAAUCGGAGGUGACGAUAAGCCGACAACGAUUGUUAUUGAAAGGCAAAGUGCUGAGUGAUAACAACAAGACGUUGGGUGAUUAUGGAUUGACGGACAAGGCAACGCUCAAUUUGAUGUUGAUGGCUGCUGCUGCUGCUGCUGCUGCACCAUCUAAACAAGCAGAGACAACAACGGAUACCAAAUUUGGAUUGACGGUGGCAACGG